AUGAUUGUGACAUCUGUGAAAAGGUUAGGAUCUACUUGCAAACGAUGGAACGCUAUAUUCGAAGAUGAAAGAUUCAUUGAAAAGCACUUUAGUAAAGCACCAAAGGAGUCUAUGGUUCUCAUAUUGAAGGGGUAUAGGGUUUGUCCAGUGAGCGUCAAUCUCAACGUUGCUCCUCCUUCUAUAGAGUUUAAAGGUGCACUUGGCCUAAAGAUUUCCCCUUCUAGUUCAGAAGAAGUCGACAUAGUCAACGUUUUCCAUUGCGAUGGUUUGUUGUUAUGCAACACCAAAGAUGGUAGACUCGUGGCUUGGAAUCCGUGUUUGGGAGAAACCAGGUGGAUCCAACGCAAAACUUGUUACGAUAUAGAGUCUAGGUUUACUCUAGGAUAUAUCCAAAACAAAAAAUCUUGCCGUAGCUACAAAAUCUUGAGGCGGUGGGGUGUUUUUAGUGACCCAAAGUUUGAUAUAUAUGAGUUUAGCUCUGAUUCAUGGAGGGUUCUUAAUGACGUUGUUCUUGACCGCAUUAUUCCAAGAGAUUUAAACAUCAAUGUGUUCCGUUGUUUCAAAAUCUUGGUAUUAUUGUUCUAUCAGUUGUUAGAGAAGAACAGCUCUCACUUUUACAUCAGAGCUCUCAUCAUAGACCAAAGAUGGAGAUAUGGGUAA
Messenger RNA from Camelina sativa (false flax), 660 nucleotides. RefSeq names its product F-box protein At3g22350-like. The record is from RefSeq and is a predicted model, not a curated record. NCBI's taxonomy places the organism in Eukaryota, Viridiplantae, Streptophyta, Magnoliopsida, Brassicales, Brassicaceae. Gene Ontology annotation, molecular function: protein binding.